Molecule: messenger RNA, 1232 nt
Organism: Hippocampus comes (tiger tail seahorse)
Lineage: Eukaryota; Metazoa; Chordata; Actinopteri; Syngnathiformes; Syngnathidae
Product: transmembrane protein 33-like
Exons: 3
Coding region: 15-431 (138 amino acids)
Biological process (GO): membrane organization; endoplasmic reticulum tubular network organization
Cellular component (GO): membrane; endoplasmic reticulum
Source: RefSeq, a predicted model, not a curated record
AUGACUAAACACAAAUGGCAGGGGGUUGGCUCCAUAUCACAGCAUUGUUGUUGUUGUUGUCGUCGUCUUCGUCAUCCGGACAGUCGGUGGGCCCUGGCAGCCUGAUGUUCAUCAGGAACCUCCUGGACAAGAUGUCGACCAAUCAGCAGAACAUCCUCAAGUUCAUUGCCUGUAAUGAGAUCUUCUUGAUGCCUGCCACUGUCUUCAUGCUCUUCAGUGGCCAGGGAAGCUUGCUGCUGCCUUUCAUCUACUAUCGCUUCCUCAGCCUGCGCUAUACAUCCAGAAGAAACCCGUAUUGCCGCACUCUGUUCACCGAGCUGCGAAUCCUCCUUGAGCACUUCAUCAUGAAGCCUGCAUGCCCCGCCUUCUUCCGUAGAAUGUGCCUCAGCAGCAUCGCCUUUGUCAGUCGCUUGGCCCCCACCGGAGUCUGAAGUCCUUACCAUCCCACCUACCUCCGACUCCCUUUUUUGUGUUCGGCCGCCGCCGAGUACGUGACUUCCGUUUUGGAUGAGGACACACUGGCAGCAACAUUGGAGGACAUUUUGGUUUUAUCGUUGCAAUGACAACUUGACAGCGUGCUCCAGUUCCAGACUCAGCAAGUAAUGCACUGAAGAUUUUUUUUGUGGGGUCCUCGUCCUCUUCCUAAUGUCUCAAGAUGACCUCACCAAACUGGUGAACCCCCCCCCCACACACACACACUCUUUUGUUAUGCCAGAGCACAUCAGAUAUCUUAAUGUCAUCCCGCGACCUUAUUUAUUCACUGAUGUUCCGAGAUGAGUAACAAAAUGAUCUUAUGUAAACUACAAGUUGAAUCAUUGUCAGAAGGGGAAGGAGGCAAAGAUGAUGAUUUGUGUGUAAUGAAUAUUUAGUUUCUUUUUGUCUAUAUGCUCUUUAGAGGCCUAAUUUCACUCCUUUUUGGAUGUACAAAUGUCACAUCUGCUGUGUUUUAUAGAAUAAGCAUAAACAAUGGGACAUAAUGCUGUUGGAUUUCCUUUUCAAAUGAACUCCAUGAUGCAUGUCAUCAGUUAAGUGGAGGCUGCACCGCUUUUCAGUGCAUUGAUUCAAUUCCUUUUUAUUUUUAAUGCAUUUACUAUCAUUGUACUAAUACUUUUCGCUUACACCUGCCCUGAUUUCUUUCUCCCAUGUUGACUGUGUCCAUUUGCCUACAGACGAACCACGUUUUUAUCAUGAGAUGAGCACUUAACGAUUAUGAAAUAAAAUGUUGGAAGUAA